This is a messenger RNA of Fusarium graminearum PH-1, 2038 nucleotides long. Its product is annotated as 1,3-beta-glucanosyltransferase gel4 precursor. The transcript is spliced from 2 exons. Gene Ontology annotation, molecular function: 1,3-beta-glucanosyltransferase activity. The record is from RefSeq and is a predicted model, not a curated record. The coding region runs from base 236 to 1861 and encodes 541 amino acids. NCBI's taxonomy places the organism in Eukaryota, Fungi, Ascomycota, Sordariomycetes, Hypocreales, Nectriaceae. Gene Ontology annotation, cellular component: cytoplasm; fungal-type cell wall. Gene Ontology annotation, biological process: fungal-type cell wall (1->3)-beta-D-glucan biosynthetic process.
AUCUUUCCUCCUUCUUCCUACAACAACCCUUCUAAUUCUUCAUCGCCGUUUUCUCUUUUUUUCGGUUCUCGUUAUUUUGAGACCGAUUUCUAACUCUUCCCGACACUCAUUUACAACAAAUCUUGCUACUACGAUCCGAUCUUUGCGACAGGCAAAAAAAGGGGUUUCCAACUCGCUUCUCGACACUCAUUACACACUUUGUUCUUUUUACUAGCCAUUUGAUACACAACACACAAUGAAGUACUCUGCCGUUAUUGUCGCUGCGGCGGCUGCUGCUGCCAGCGCCAAGCUCGAGCCCAUCACCAUGAAGGGUUCCAAGCUCUUCUACACCAACGGAACCCAGUUCUUCAUGAAGGGUGUCGCUUACCAGCAGGACUCUGCUGCUGGAGGUGAGAGCACCGGUAAGAAGACCUACGUCGACCCUCUCGCCGACGAGAAGGCUUGUAAGCGCGAUGUCCCUCUCCUCAAGGAGCUCGGUACCAACAUCAUCCGAACCUACGCCAUUGACCCCACGGCCGACCACUCUGCUUGUAUGAAGCUCCUCGAUGACGCCGGUAUCUACGUUAUCUCUGAUCUUUCCGAGCCUUCCCUCUCCAUCAACCGAGACGACCCCAAGUGGGACAUUGAGCUGUACCAGCGAUACGUUGACGUUGUCGACGAGCUCGGCCAGUACGACAAUGUUGUCGGUUUCUUUGCCGGUAACGAGGUUUCCAACAACGUCUCCAACACCCAGGCUUCUGCCUUUGUCAAGGCCGCCGUCCGUGACACCAAGAAGCACCUUCAGAGCAAGUUUAAGCGCUGGCUCGGUGUCGGUUAUGCCUCCAACGAUGAUGUCGACAUUCGUGAGGAUAUUGCCGACUACUUCAACUGUGGCGAAGACGAUUCGCGCAUCGACUACUGGGGUUACAACAUCUACUCUUGGUGUGGCAAGAGCAGCAUGAAGGACUCUGGUUACGCCAACCAGGCCGAGUUCUUCAAGGACUACUCCGUCCCCGUCUUCUUCGCCGAGUACGGCUGCAACGAGCCCGAUGGUGCUGCCGGCCGUAUCUUUGACGAGACCACUGCUCUCUACGAGGAGAAGGUCAUGACCGAUGUCUUCAGCGGUGGUAUCGUCUACAUGUACAACCAGGAGGCCAACGACUACGGUCUGGUCAAGAUUAGCAAGAACGGUGAUGCUGUCAAGCUCAAGGAUUACUCCCAGCUCCAGAAGAAGGCCAACGCUGCCAACCCCCAGGGUGUUGACAAGGACGACUACAAGCCUACCAACGACAAGGCCGCCACUUGCCCUUCGCAGUCUAAGAGCUGGAAGGCCAACUCUGCCCUCCCUCCUGUCCCUGACAAGACUCUCUGCGACUGCAUGGUCAAGAGCCGAAGCUGUGUUCCCGCCGAUAACCUCAAGGCUAAGGACUUCAACGAGAUCUUCGGUUACAUCUGCGGCCAGAACAAGAAGAUCUGCACUGCCAUCAACGCCAAUGCUACUGCUGGUAUCUACGGUGCCUACAGCAUGUGUGACAACGAGUCCAAGCUCGCUUACAUCCUCGAUGCCUACUACAAGGACCAGAACAGUAACGCCGACGCCUGUGACUUCAAGGGCAAGGCCACCACCCAGAAGGCUCAGAACCAGGACUCUUGCAAGACUAAGCUCGAGUCUGCCGACAAGACCAACGAGGAGGUUGCCACUGCCACCGCUGCUGCUGGCGCUGCCUCUACUGAUGGAUCUGACUCUAGCAGCAAGGACGACGAUGAGUCCUUCGGUCUCGAGUCCGCUACCAUUGCCCGUGCCUUCUCCGUCGGCAACUACGCCGUUGGCGCCUACAUGGCUGUCGCUGGUGUUGUCGGUGCCGGUAUGGUCCUCCUGUAAGCCAUGUUUUUAGAUGGAUCAUUCUUGGUAUGACUUGGAGCUUCUUAGCGGUGGCCUUUUUGGAAUGCGUUAUUCCCCCUUUUGUGUGUCUUUUUUCUUUUUGUGUAUCUAGCAUCGCCGGUGUUUACAUGGCUUGUAAUUAGAACGACAUUAGAUGUCUAAUACCAUCUUGCGCGA